This is a messenger RNA of Indicator indicator, 1464 nucleotides long. RefSeq names its product regulator of G protein signaling 9 (gene RGS9). The record is from RefSeq and is a predicted model, not a curated record. Lineage: Eukaryota; Metazoa; Chordata; Aves; Piciformes; Indicatoridae. The transcript has 17 exons. Gene Ontology annotation, biological process: regulation of G protein-coupled receptor signaling pathway; G protein-coupled receptor signaling pathway; intracellular signal transduction. The coding region runs from base 1 to 1464 and encodes 487 amino acids.
AUGACCGUCACCCGACUCGACCAGGGGCAGCGCUACCGCCCGCGGAUGGCGUUCUUGAAAAAGAUCGAAGCGCUCAUGAUGGAGAUGCAGAAUCCAGACAAAGGCAUCAAGACACAGACACAGACAGUGAUGGUCACAGACAUCCCACAUGCUGUGACAGGUAAUGAUAUAUUGCAAUGGAUCCUUCAGCGCCUGCAGGUCACUCAGGAAGAGGCACUGCACCUGGGAGACCUGUUUGUUAAAUAUGGAUACAUCUACCCUCUUCAGGAGCCAAAGAAUCUCACCCUUAAGCCAGAUGGCAGCCUGUACAGGUUUCAAACCCCCUACUUCUGGCCGGUGCAGGGCUGGCCUGCUGAUGACACAGACUAUGCUAUUUACCUAGCAAAGAAGAACAUUAAGAGGAAAGGGAUUUUGGAAGAAUAUGAAAAGGAACAUUACAACAUGCUCAAUCAGAAAAUAAACUACAAGUGGGAUUUUGUCAUUAUGCAGGCCAAAGAGCAGUACAAGGCAGGGAAGGAGCGGAAGAAAGCAGACAGGUAUGCCCUGGACUGCCAGGAGAGAGCCUACUGGCUUGUCAACAGAACUCCUCCUGGCAUGCUGGACGUCCUGGAGUACGGAGUGGACCGUGCAACAGAUCCCAAUGAAAGUAAGGUAAACCAGAAAAAAACAAUGGAGUUCUAUAGGAGAGAGAUCAUGUACUAUCAGCAGUCCAUCAUGAAGUCCAGAGUGAAAUCUUCUGUCUCUCUUGGAGGGCUUGUGAAGUACUCUGAGCAGUUCCUCUCCAGUGAUCCUAUCCUGUCUGGAUGUCUCCCCAGCAACCCCUGGAUUACAGAUGACCCUGACUUCUGGGAUUUCAAUGCAAAGCUGGUGGAAGUCCCCACCAGAAUGCGGGUGGAGCGCUGGGCCUUCAACUUCAGCGAGCUGAUCCGGGACCCCAAGGGGAGGCAGAACUUCCAGCUCUUCCUGAAGAAGGAGUUCAGUGGAGAGAAUCUGAGCUUCUGGGAAGCCUGUGAGGACCUCAAGUAUGGAGACCAAUCCAAGGUCAAAGAAAAAGCAGAAGAAAUUUACAAGCUCUUCCUGGCUCCAGGGGCGAGGCGCUGGAUUAACAUCGAUGGCACAACAAUGGGCAUCACUGUCAAAGGCCUCAAGCACCCUCAUCGUUAUGUUUUAGAUGCUGCUCAGACCCACAUUUACAUGCUGAUGAAAAAGGACUCCUAUGGCCGCUAUUUGAAGUCUCCAAUAUACAAGGAAAUGUUGGCCAAGGCUAUUGUGCCUCAAGAGACUGUCAAAAAAAGCUCUGGUUUGUUUGGACGCCGUCACCUGCGCUCCAGCCCCAGCCCCAUCAUCCUGAGGCAGCAGGAGGAAGAGGCCAAAGCCAAAGAAGCUGCCGCGACCGUGGACAUCACUCAGGUCAUGAGCAAGCUGGAUCGCAGGAGCCAGCUCAAGCAGGACCCUCCCAAGUAG